Molecule: messenger RNA, 612 nt
Organism: Trypanosoma brucei brucei TREU927
Lineage: Eukaryota; Euglenozoa; Kinetoplastea; Trypanosomatida; Trypanosomatidae
Exons: 1
Coding region: 1-612 (203 amino acids)
Source: RefSeq, a predicted model, not a curated record
AUGAAUCUAGCGAAGAAAAUCAUCGUGUGCCUUUUCAUUGCCAUUCUGUGCAAUGUGGGGGGGAGCGUCGCUCUAUCAACGACGCGCCGAUUGCGGUAUUGCCUGGGGUUGAAAGUUUCGUAUGGUCGCUUAAACAUGCGUUUAGUUAAUGUUUGGCACAGGUUUGAUCGUGCCACCGAGCGGGCUGAAGUUGUGAAGAAGAGAUGUGACGCAAUUGUGAAGUCGAAUGAACAGAAGGAGUUGGUUGACGCUGUCAAUGCACAGCGAAAGAAGCUGGCGGACCAGUACUACAGGGCGAUUAAGUACAUUGAGCCGCAGCUGUCGAAUAGUGAAAGGCGUGUCCGUCAGUUAUUCACUGAGGUUGUGAAGUUCUGCGGGGAGUCACCCGAGAGACCGGUGCUCACCACGAAGGCCGUUUUUGGGUUGAAAGAUAAUUUUCUAGAUGCACAUGAGUAUACCGUCAGAGCCGAGACGUUGAGUAGGAAUGCUGAGAGAGAAGCGGAGAAGGCUGAGAAGGAGAAAUGUACUUCAGAACACUUUUGGGAAAUAUUAGAUGAGGACGACGAGGCAGACGCCGUGGGAGGGGGUAAUGCAACAUCACCGAGACCUUGA